Molecule: messenger RNA, 4833 nt
Organism: Anopheles nili
Lineage: Eukaryota; Metazoa; Arthropoda; Insecta; Diptera; Culicidae
Exons: 3
Coding region: 1-4833 (1610 amino acids)
Source: RefSeq, a predicted model, not a curated record
AUGUCGUGCUGUGAGGGCACCCGGUCGCUACACAAGCGCUACAAAAUUGCGCUACUGACCGGUGGCCAUCACCCGCCGACCGAUCGAAGGAUGGGCACAACGAGCACCGGCUCAACGGCAGCCUCACCAGCACCGGGUGAUUGUAGCCGCGUGUGUGGGAUGGAGCUGACGAUGAUGCGCCACAGUGAUAGCAGCGAUACCGACGCGACGACAAGCGUGGCCGCGGGCGGUUUUAGUGUAAGCCCUACCAAAAGUGACCCAACACCCGGGUGGUGCAGCAAAAGGAGCAAAAGCAACACCACCAGCAGCAGCACCAGUAGUAUCGACAGCCCAGCUCGCAGCCGACGAAGGACGACGACGUGGCAAACGUGGCGACGGCGGCGUGUUGGUGUGCGAUGGUUUAGUCCUUCAGGGGUGGCCCUCGUGGGGUACGCCAUCCUGCUGAUCCUGAUGGUGCUGGGGGAUCGUACGGUGGCCGUGCUGCUCGAUACGGCCGGUGGUGUUGGGGGUGCGAGCGAGAACAAGGCACCGGUGCAGGCGUUCGGGGACGAGCUGGGUGGUGUGAAUCUGGAGCGGAGCAUAGCGGCCGUUUUUAGCCGGGUCGCGUACGGUUCGACGACGACCACGAAGCGCAGCAUACCGGACAACGUGUACGUGCCGAGCCUGACGACCGUCUCGACGCCGCUGUUGACCACGUUCCGGUACGACAACAAGAACAAGGACACGCUCGGUGGAUCCGGUCCCGGUGGUGGUGGUGGUGGUGGUGGUCCGGGCAGCGAUAAGGACGCCCACUACAACCAGCAGCAGAUCAGCGCGAACCACCGGAACUACGAGCUGGAUCUCGAGCGAGACCACGUGCUGCCAACGUCGGCACCAAACGCGGAGAUCCUUAAAAGCAACAGCAACCCGACCUACCCGAACCCAAACCGUCAUCACAACCACGAUCGUCAUCGGCACUCCAAUUCGACGCCCUAUCCGCAUGGUCACAAUGCAAAGAAGGGCUUCCCGACGAACUCGAUGUUUGCGGGUGAUAUUCCGGCGUACUCACCACCCUCCCGCACAUUCUUCACACCCCCGUUGCCGCGCAACUACACGAAUCCGUUCGCGGACAAACCAACCCUGCGGGGUACGAACAGCGACAGUACCAUCAUCAACACGGGCACGUACGCAAACAGACGGCCUUUGCCACCACCGAGCCUAAUGCCAGGACACGAGCGGAUCCCGAUGCGCCCACCGGAUCUUGUUCCCGGUGCACCAGGACCUGCCGGUGGGAUGCCCCCGAACGGGGGUGGUAAUGGGGCAUUGCUGCCCGGGAAGCUGCCGGGUGGUGGAGGUGAUCCAAGCGGCGGUAUGAUGCCCUCGGUUGCCGGUGGUGGUCCUGGUGGAGUUUCCUCGUCCCAAUCGCAGAUGGAAGCGCAACGGAAAAAGGCCCUCAACACACCCUCGGAGAAGUCGAGCAAGCUGGACGCGGCCAAGAGCGGGUACGAUGGCAACAACAAGCUGUACUUGCUGGAUGAAAACGCCAACUCGAGCGCGAUCCUGCCAAAUGGGAUGCAUUUCCCGUCGAUCUCGCGCAUCCUUUCCGGUUCAAACGGGCGGCCACAAACGAUCCCGGAUGUGUUGUUGCGUUCGGUGACGUUACCACCGCGUCCCAACAACCAACCGGCUGGGUUCGAUCUCGGUGGUGGUACGACCUCGCUCAGCAACGCCAAGGAUCGGCCGGGUGGUUCCGGACCUUUUGGAAACCGACCGGUGGGGUUGGAUGGUGAUCGCGAGCGGGAUGGUGGUGAUGUAGGUGGUGCAGGUCCCGAGGGUGCUGGUGGAGAAGGGGAUGGACGGAGGAAUCAUUUCGGUGGGGGAGAUGACACCGGUCGGGAUGAGGACGAAGACGAUGAUGAUGAGGAGGAGGAUGAAGAUGAUGAUCCGUUUGAGGAGGGAAAUGGUCGGCACCAGCCUGGUGGAGGAGGAGGAGGAAGCACGUCGAACACCGGUUCCGCUACCUCGACCGUGUCCUCCAUGCAUGUCCUUUCAUCGUCCUCGUCACCGAUCACCCAGAGGAUGCCGAAUCUUAACCUCAAAUCGGUCAUGAUCAAGAACGGAAGCGGUGGUAGCGGUGAGGAUACACCAGGAUAUGGAAAUGAUCGCAACUUUCAGGGUGAGAUCGCCGACAUCAGCACGUGGACGAUCGCGUGGAACAUUCACGUGUAUCUAUCGGCGAUUCUGUUCACGAUCCUGGCGGUGUACUCGAUCUUCAAGAUCAUUUUCUACGACAAGCUGACGCAUCUGUUCUCACAAUCGUACUUCAUCAGCAUCCAUCUGAUCCUGAUCAUCAUCUGUCUGUUACGCAUCUUCUACCUCUGCUACGACGCGUACAACAUCCAUUUCAGCUUCAAUUUGUUCACGUCCGAGUUGCUGCUCAAUCUGCCGUUGACUUUCCUCACCACGACGUUUGCGAUCUUGAUCCUGUUCCUGUUGCUGCGCUCGAUCAACCACAAAACGAACCGGUACAGCUCGAUCUUGCGCCCGCUCACCAUCAUGAUCGGGUCCGGAGUGCACGUUGGCCUCUGCAUCACGCUUCACCUCGUGGAGUCGUACGAAACGCAGCAGUUCUAUCACAAACAGCACCAGCUGCAGCUCCAGAACAAGCAGCUACUGGCGGCGAGUGGGCUGGGUGCACGGGGUACCGGAAGUGGUGCUGGUGGAGGACACGCACCACCCACGAACAUCCAGAUCCCCCCACGAGUGCUAUCGCUCAUCUGUCAGAUCAUUUACAUCUUCAUCUGUCUCAGCCUCGGCAUCCUGUACCUGUACAUGUACCGGCUGUUGAAGCGCAUCCUGAACAAAAGCCAAAACUACAUCCACGGGUACAACAACCUAUCGUACGCGAUCCACAUCACGAUCGCGACGGCGCUGCUGUUCAUUCUGCUGGCCUCGUUGCAGAUUUACGGUGCGAUCAGCAUAAGCUCGCAAACGCGCGUCAAACUCUCACCGAGCAGUGGCCUACCCGGGGAAGGUCCUGGCGGACGACCGGGUGGUGGUGGAGCCGGUGGUGGUACCCUGUGGGCGUCCCACAUCGAGAUCGAUUGGUUCCAGUGGGGUUACCAGUUCAGCUUGCGCUUCAUCGAGAUCGUGAUCGUGGCGCUGCUGUCGUGGGUGACAGGACUAAAGACGGGCACCUCGAAGGUCCAGCGGGAAAAGGACAUGGAGCAACCGAACGCGAGUGGGUUCGCGCUGUUCCCGUGUACGUCCUCCUCGAGCCAGGAGAACUUCGAGACGGAUUAUCCGGCGGUGUGCAACACGAACCGGAAUCUGCACACGUACACGAUGCGCACCGGGAAGCCGAUUUACGACGAUAAUUUUGCGCUAAAUUCGCUCAACCUCGAUCAAGGGGCGCAGCAGGAUCUGCAGCUUGGUGGACCGGUGCCGGGAGGUGGUGUUGGACCGGGUAGCGAGUUCCAGCGAUCGCUCGAGACGAACAGUAUGCGCUCGUCAUCGCACAACUACAGCAACAAUUACAAUGGCAGCAGCAACAACGAGCACGGCCCGGAUGGGGGUGAUGAUUUCCUCAACGAAACCGACCCAAUGCCGGAUCAUUACGAGAACCCCAACUUUGAGCUGAAACAGCAGCAACAUGGCGGCGGGCAUCACCAUCAUCAGCAGCAGCAUGGUGUUGGUGGACCAUCGGCGAACCAGUACCACGACAUCAUGGACAACUGCUACUCGGAACCGAUUGGGGCGCCCCAGUACGACACGAAGUCCUUGCGAGGUCAUCCGAUGGCUGGAGCGACGGCACCACACCGGAACUACGAUUUCCAGAACUUCGAGCGGCCAAACUUCGAUCCGCAGCAUCUGCCAACGUUGCCGCAACCGUCCGCAUUGGGUGCCGCUCAGUCGAUAGCUCGCGGGGAGUUCCGGGCGUCGAAGAACCUGAAAACGCUCAAGAGUGGUCAGCUGCAGAAUGACCUCGGUGGUGGUGGUGGUGGCGCGAAUACGAUGGGUCAUCAUCACCACUACAACCACCAUGGGGGUGGGAUGGCACCGGGACCGGGUGAUUCCUUUGACAGGCGGAUCGGUGUACGGAAGAGUGGCACACUGAACAAUAUCGGUGCGAUGCACUUUAACCAGCAGCAUGGUAGUGGUCGUAACCACAAUUCCGGCUCGUCCGCAUCGUCCUCUUCGUCCAACAACCGAUCGGCUGGAGGACCUCCGCAACAGCAGCAACAGCAACAACAACGGCGUGGUCCUCCGGGAGGUGUACAACCUCAGGGUGGCCAUCACCAUCCAGCGGCGCACGGUGGAUUUCCACAUCCGGGUAGCUUCAACGAUCGGCUAAUGAACGGGCAGGGUGCGGCCGAUUCACUCGAAAGGAUCCCACACGGACCGGACGGUGGAUUCGAUGAUGCCGCAGCUUACUACCACAGCAAGAAGCGCUCCCGGGAAUCGUCGAGUUCGAGCUACACCACCGGUGGUGGACCUGUACCGUACGCGACCAGCUCCGAUCACCACCAUCACGGGCAUCCACACGCGCACACACACCACGGGACGGAAUCGUCCUCCUCACCAACGGCCAGUCUCGGUGGGAGCGGUAACGGAACACCAACUGGUCCCGGUGCCGUACCCGGCGUGACUGGUGUACUCGCUGGUAAGAUGGCACCAGUUGGUCCAGAUGGUAGUAUGCUCGUCGCCGAACAGGGCUUCGUGCGGUUCCGAGCGCUUGAAGAACCGACGCUCGGUUCAAGGACGAAUUUGCGUGAUAAACCCGGUGGCAAACAGCAACAACAGCAGCAACAGCAACAGUCACAGCAGCCACAGCAGCUGUUUAUCGGCUCGUAA